UCGCGGUGGAGCUGCUGUCGGUGUCGGUGCGGCUCGGUCGGUGAGCUGGUUCGGUGUGUGGAUGUUGCCGGAGAAUGUGGGAUUGUUGUCGAGGAUCGUUUAUUUAAAGCGCAUGGAGGUGUUUAUCAGAUCACUGGGUUUACUGGAGACUCACUGACACAUCCGAGUGUGUGUGUGUGUGUGUGUGUGUGUGUGUGUGUGUGUGUGUGUGUGUGUGUGUGUGUGUGUGUGUGUGUGUGUGUGUGUGUGUGUGUGUGUGUGUGUGUGUGUGUGUGUGUGUGUGUGUAGUCAUGACCUCGUAACCGGAUCCAGCUCUGAUUUUUAUCAGAUUUUAUCGGAUUAUUCUGAUUUCAAAGCUUUUAAAUGACACCGGGCGGCUCUCUUUGAUCUGGACCGAACAUUUAGUCAAUAAGCAUUUAGGAGACGCUUUUAUCCAGAGUGACUUACAGUACUGUGACAGUAUCCAGUCUGAGCAACUGAGGGUUAAGGGCCUCGCUCAAGGGCCCAACAGUGGCAACCUGGCAGUGGACUUCCAAUGGGGGCGGCGAGGAGUAAACCCAAAGACCCGGGACAGAGGUCCAUGAGUCUGGAUGGAACCAUCGGGAUCGGUUCCUCGAGCGGGAACCAUUUCGGUUCCGGCCCUCACACCCAGACUCCCAACCGCAGCCCCGCCGUGGGAACCAACAAGCGCAGCAACACCUACCACCCCAACAACGCCGAGCAUCUGCAGCUUUUCGGCGGGGCGGAGCACCCCGGGAGCUUCACCUCGCCAAUCCGGGGCAUGGCAGCUGGCGUCACCACCUUCGUGGCGUUGUACGAUUACGAGGCUCGGACGUCUGCAGAUCUGACGUUCAGGAAGGGCGAGCGGCUGCAGAUCCUCAACAACACGAGGAAGUACAACUACAGAGAAGGAGACUGGUGGUUGGCGAGAUCUUUGACCACGGGGAAGACCGGGUACAUCCCCAGUAAUUACGUCGCCCCCUCGGACUCCAUCCAGGCUGAAGAGUGGUUUUUCGGGAAGAUAACGCGGCGAGAUUCUGAGCGGCUCCUCCUGAACGUUCAGAUCAGAAGAGGAACGUUCCUGGUGAGAGAAAGUGAAACCACUAAAGGAGCGUACUGCCUGUCAGUGCUGGACUACGAUAACACCAAGGGACUGAACGUGAAGCACUACAAGAUCAGGAAGCUGGACAGCGGCGGGUUCUACAUCACGUCCCGUACCCAGUUCUCCAGCCUGCAGCAGCUGGUGCUCCACUACCGGGCUCAGGCGGACGGUCUGUGCCACGUCCUGACGGAUAUCUGCCCCGUCCUGAAGCCUCAGACGCAGGGACUGGCCCGCGACGCCUGGGAGAUCCCGCGAGAGUCUCUGCGCCUCGACCUCAAGCUGGGUCAGGGCUGUUUCGGAGAGGUCUGGAUGGGUACGUGGAACGGAACCACCAGGGUGGCUGUUAAGACGCUGAGAACGGGCACCAUGUCGCCCGAGGCCUUUUUGGAGGAGGCGCAGGUCAUGAAGAAACUCCGCCAUGAGAAGCUGGUCCAGCUGUACGCCGUGGUGUCUGAGGAGCCCAUCUACAUCGUCACUGAAUACAUGAGCCAAGGAAGCCUGCUGGACUUCCUGAAGGGAGACAAAGGGAAAUAUUUACGGCUCCCGCAGCUGGUGGACAUGGCGUCUCAGAUCGCUUCGGGCAUGGCGUACGUAGAGAGGAUGAAUUACGUCCACAGAGAUCUGAGAGCGGCGAACAUCCUGGUGGGAGAUAAUCUGGUGUGUAAGGUGGCCGAUUUCGGGCUGGCGAGACUCAUCGAGGAUAACGAGUACACCGCCAGACAAGGUGCCAAGUUUCCGAUAAAGUGGACGGCCCCCGAGGCGGCGCUGUACGGGCGCUUCACCAUCAAAUCCGACGUCUGGUCGUUCGGGAUCCUGCUGACCGAGCUGGCCACCAAGGGACGGGUUCCUUAUCCAGGGAUGGUGAACCGGGAGGUGCUGGACCAGGUGGAGCGUGGGUACCGGAUGCCGUGCCCCGCCGAAUGCCCGGCCUCCAUGCACGAGCUGAUGCUGAGCUGCUGGCGCAGGGAACCCGAGGAGCGGCCCACCUUCGAGUACCUGCAGAACUUCCUGGAGGAUUAUUUCACCGCCACCGAGCCGCAGUACCAGCCGGGAGAUAACCUCUAGAGCUGGCGGCGCCGGUGCGGAGGCUGGACUCCCGAGCCGCCGGUCACGGGUGAAAAUAAUGGUCCGGCAUGAGGGUGAGACUCUGAGGCGAGCGAAGCCUCUACGGAAAGGUACGAACGGCGGCGAAUGGAUGUUGCGUCCGUGUUUUCUCAGCCAGCGGCGCACUGCCACGGUGCCAACCGGUGCCAACGAGUCAGAAAACGGUGUUUUUUUUUUGUUGUUUUUUUUUUUUUUGUUGUUUGAUGAUCGUGGACGAGCAGGAGCAGGAAUGUUGGGAGUUUUUUCUUGGUGCUUCAAUCACAAUCCUGCUGUGCUUCAGAUUAGGUACGACGUCGGUCUUAUUUAGACUCGGUCUAUAAAUUUAUGACUGUAGGAUUCUCUAGGUUUAAUAUUAAAGCACGAAUAAAGUUGGGACGGCUGGAGAAAUGUAAAUAAAACCAAGGAAUUCAUUGCAAAUCCUGUAUUUGACCUGUAAUUAAUUAAAAAUACGACAAAGACAAAAUAUUUAAAGCCUCAACCAAUCAGCUUCAUUGUUUUUUGGUAAUAUUACGACUGCAGCACGUUCCGAAAGAGUUGGGACAGGGGAAGUACUUUUUCCGCCUGGGGGGCUGAGUAGGUGUGUAAGUGGAAUUGUUUCAGAUCCUGCUUGACAGUUUAGCAUUUCGGCUGUCACGUACUGUACUUCAUAAUGCUCUACACGCUCUCAACAGAGUCUGGACCGCAGGCAGGUCAGUCUAGCACCUGGACGUCUUUACUACAAAGCCAGGCUGUUGUGGCCGUGGCGUCUCCGUGCACGUCUUUUUAGGGACGUCCCUACUUACUUCGGAGAGACGAAACAAGGCCAAGCCACAAUAAUAAAGCCAAAAAUAAUGCUAAUAAUUCUAAUAAUAAUGGUGAUAAGGAGUUUGAAUUAAAGAUUGAUUGGCUGCACAAGUCAGGUGAUCAGAACAUGCUGAAAAUAAUGCUAAUACUGCUAAUAACAAUGUUAAUACCCCUAAUAAUAAUGCUAACAAUUCUAAUAAUAUGUUAAUGAGGAGUUUGAAUUGAUGAGAAAAUGCUAAUAAUAAUAAUAAUGCUAAAAACGGUAAUAACAAUGCUAAUAAUAUAAUACUGAUGAUAAUAACAAUAAUGCUAAUAUAAUAACAUGAUGUCUCUCGUUGUUAGCUCAGUAUCUGGGACGUUUUUAUUAUUAUUUGAUUAAUUGUAGAUUAAAUCUCGUUUCUUUGCUUUUAUCCACUUUCUCCCAAAUGAAAGAAUCGUGAUUUGUGUAUAAAAUAAUAAUAUCACGAUAUUAAAUCUGACAGAAUUGAACCGGAUCGGUCGGAUCUCGAUCUGAAAUCACGACGGUUUGUUUGGAUUUUGAUGAUGAUGAUGAAGAUCGUGAGAUUUUGUCCCUGUACGGUUUUAUUUCUGUAUUUCUGUGACAGAAUAAUUAAAAAUAAACCCGAGCAAUAAUCCACUGAUUUAGCUGGUUGAUCAGAACUGAUCUAAUAAAAUAAAAUCGUGGAUCUGAUGAGUAACGUUUAAUGUUUGAUGAACAGAAGAUUUAAAGACGCGUCCGUUUAUUUUUGGCACCUGAAACGUUCCGCUUUUUUGGUUUGCGGUAUUUUGUCCGGUCCGGUUUGCUGUGCGGUGGGUCCGGAGGGUGAAACGAAGCCUGUCGUGUUUGUGAUGAAGCCAUAAACUUCUGCAACUGCUGUUUCUGUACAAAAUCAAUUCAUUUCUUACUCAGAACUGAACAAAACAAUGAAAUGAUUUUAAUUUUGAUUGUUUUGGACUGUAAAUCUAUUUAGUUUUGGUUUGUUUGUUUUAUUGUGGUGAGGAGCACGGGGGGGGGGAUUUUUUUAAAUAAAGAUAAAAUAGUACCUGGUGGUUGGUUGGAUCUGAACUCUGUAGUUUUAGGACGGUGCAUGUGCCACUACGACGUUGUGCUAAUAAUUAUUGUACAGAUUUGAUGUAAAUAUAAUCGUGUCUGAAUCCGCGUACCAGAAUCAAUGUGAACAUUUGCAUUCAUGAUUGUUUUUAAAGAUCUUGCUGUUUUUAUUGCAUUUACAUCCAGAUUUCUGAGUCAUGGUGUGGUUUUAAAAGUAUGUUUAAUCGUUAUUGUAGUAAAUAAAAGCAAUUCCUACAGGCACAGUCCAAAACUCUGAGAAAAAUCCUUCCCAGAAGAGUCGAGACUGUGAUGGCUGCAAAGUUUGGAGGCAGCUCUAUAUCAAUGCUCAUGACAUAAUAUGUAUAAUAAGCUCACAAUCAGGCGUCCAAAUAGUUUUGGUCACAUGAUGGUGUUUCUUUUUUUACACUAUAUGGUCAGAAGUAUUUGGACACCCCCACAACAUUUGCUAACAGAUGUAAUAAAUCAAUCAUAUAAAGGAAAUUACAUGCUUCCAACUGUGCAGCACCAGUUUAGGGAAGGUCCUUUCCUGUUCCAGCAUGACUGCACCCCUGUAGCCUGCACAGAGCCCUGACCUCAGCAACACUCUACAGCUUUGGGAUGAACCGGAACACCGACUGAUCGAUCAGUGCCCAGCCAUACAGAUGCUGCCAUUUUUUUCACUGAUCCCAAAUCAGUAAAUGUUCAUGUUAAUACAAAUAUUUAAGGUCGUUCUCACCUCGUUUUCCUUCUUUUAUCUUUGAAGUGACACGAUGGUGAUUUUUUUCUGAUCUGUAGUCGAAUCGUUUAGUGUUUCAGUGUUUGAGUUCCAGCCGCCUGGUUCCUGUUCUGUACGCUGUUAUUUUCAGUGGAUGUGCAAUAAAAACAUUGAAUUGUUUUGUA
Trichomycterus rosablanca is the source of this 4940-nucleotide messenger RNA. Its product is annotated as proto-oncogene tyrosine-protein kinase Src-like. Gene Ontology annotation, molecular function: non-membrane spanning protein tyrosine kinase activity; ATP binding; signaling receptor binding. Lineage: Eukaryota; Metazoa; Chordata; Actinopteri; Siluriformes; Trichomycteridae. Gene Ontology annotation, cellular component: extrinsic component of cytoplasmic side of plasma membrane. The record is from RefSeq and is a predicted model, not a curated record. Bases 536 to 2167 code for a protein of 543 amino acids. The transcript has 14 exons. Gene Ontology annotation, biological process: negative regulation of intrinsic apoptotic signaling pathway; progesterone receptor signaling pathway; cell differentiation.